AUGGAACCUUGGUUUGCACAUUCCCAUGGAGGGGCUCCUGCUCAGCAGCAGCUACCAAGCAGCAGCAGCAGCACCAGCAGCAGCAGCAGGAGCAGCAGCAGGAGCAGCAGCAGGAACAGCAACAGCAGCAACGGCAGCAGCAGCAGCAGCAUCACCAGCAGCACCAGCACCAGCACCAGAAGCACCAGCAGCAGCAGCACCAGCAGCAGCAGCAGCAGCAGCAGCAGCAGCAAAGGGUUCUCCUUGCCACUGCCAAUGGCGCCAACAGCCCAGCAACCGACAUACUGGGGACUUGCUGAGGGCGAGCCAGGAGGUGUACAGACACCGCAGAGGGGAGCAGCAACAGCAGCAACAAGUCCCUUCAGCAGCAGCAGCAGCAGCAGCAGCAACAAACGGUUCUCCUUGCCACUGCCAGUGGCUCCAAUAGCGGGGGUGAGCCUGGAGGUGUACAGACACCGCAGAGGGGAGCAGCAGCAGCAGCAGCAAGUCCCUUCAGCAGCAGCAGCAGCAGCAGCAGCAAACGGUUCUCCUUGCCACAGCCAAUGGCGCCAACAGUUCAGCAAGCGAUGUACUGGGGAUUUGCUGGGGGUGAGCCUGGAGGUGUACAGACACCGCAGAGGGGAGCAGCAGCAGCAGCAACAAGUCCCUUCAGUAUCACCAGCAGCAGCAGCAGCAGCAGCAGCAGCAGCAGCAGCAAACGGUUCUCCUUGCCACAGCCAAUGGCGCCAACAGUUCAGCAAGCGAUGUACUGGGGAUUUGCUGGGGGUGAGCCUGGAGGUGUACAGACACCGCAGAGGGGAGCAGCAGCAGCAGCAGCAAGUCCCUUCAGUAUCACCAGCAGCAGCAGCAGCAGCAGCAGCAGCAGCAAACUGUUCUCCUUGCCACUGCAAAUGGCUCCAACAGCUCAGCAACCGAGAUACUGGGGAUUUGCUGAGGGCGAGCCAGAAGGUGUACAUACACCGCAGAGGGGAGCAGCAGCAGCAGCAGCAGCGAACCCCUUCAGCUGGGGUAUAA
Messenger RNA from Eimeria mitis, 1014 nucleotides. RefSeq lists its product as uncharacterized. NCBI's taxonomy places the organism in Eukaryota, Apicomplexa, Conoidasida, Eucoccidiorida, Eimeriidae. The record is from RefSeq and is a predicted model, not a curated record. The transcript is spliced from 2 exons. The coding region runs from base 1 to 1014 and encodes 337 amino acids.